Messenger RNA from Pangasianodon hypophthalmus (striped catfish), 5507 nucleotides. It is a transcript of the gene gtf3c2, whose product is annotated as general transcription factor IIIC, polypeptide 2, beta. NCBI's taxonomy places the organism in Eukaryota, Metazoa, Chordata, Actinopteri, Siluriformes, Pangasiidae. Gene Ontology annotation, cellular component: transcription factor TFIIIC complex. Gene Ontology annotation, molecular function: protein binding. Bases 2523 to 5087 code for a protein of 854 amino acids. Gene Ontology annotation, biological process: transcription by RNA polymerase III. The transcript is spliced from 19 exons. The record is from RefSeq and is a predicted model, not a curated record.
UACUCAUGAGGGCUGCACAAUAUAUUGUUGAACAAAUGACUUUUUAUUGCACUUUAAGUAUUGUGAGAUAUUUUCUGCAAUCAAGUCAUUUGAGUUCAUACAUCUGUGUAUAAAAUUCUGUUCUGUGUUCACUGUUCAGUGAGACUUAAACACAUUUACACGGAGAAUGAAGACUUCCUCCAGAAAAAGUAAGGAGAUGGGGGAUCAUUUUUAUAAAUAAUCCCACAUUAAACGUGUUACCACUUUUGAGAGAAUGAACACUCUAAACAAUUUACUGUCAAGACUGAAAGAAUUCUUUUGGUGGGCACUAGUAAACCAAUCGAUGAAAAUAAAAAUACUCCAGGAUGCUCCAGAAAAACUGCUUCCCUUGUAAGGAAUCUAGGGUUAGAUACUGUGCUUGGCCAUCAGGAAUUAAUUACACAACAAGCAAAACAAAAACCAUGCUGUUUCUGCGUGCAGCCUUUCAAGACGUUUGGAUUAAUAUUUAUUAUUAAGAAAACCACCAAAAUCUCAGGCCCUAAAAGGAUGAGUUUUUCUCACCCAUCCUCUGCCGGAGUUUAUUGUCUUUUUCGCAAGAGAUGCAAGCAGAAAUGGGAAAAAUGUAAUCUCAGUGACUUUGACCGUGGCGUGGUUGUUGGAGCCAGAUGGGAUGGUUUGAGUAUUUCAGAAAUUGCUGAUCUCAACAGUCUCUAGAGUUUACACAGAAUAGUGUGAAAGAAAAAAAAAAAAAUAAUGUUAAUGAGAGGUCAAAGGAGAAUGGCCAGACUGGUUCAAGCUGACAGGAAGGCUACAGUAACUCAAAUAACCACUCGUUAGAACAGCAGAAAAACAUCUCUGACCGCACCACAGGUAGCAAACUGAUGCUAUGUUGUUAUGAAAAGUGUUCGUUUGCCGAUGCUGGCCCAGCAUUGUCACCCGGAAUAGACGUUGGGCUAGCAUCAGUUUGCUACGUGAGAUUUAUGUGCAUUUCUAAUAGGAGCUAAUAUUCUACAGUAGUUAAUCUCAGCUGCUCUCUUCUAUCUCUUCUACAUCAAGAGAGAAAAAGUUUUUCAGUCUCACAAAUAGCUGGGUUUAUUAAAAGUGAUUUUCUAAAUGACCCACAUACAUGUAGCUACAAUACUAAAUCAAAUCCUUUCUGUAUGCUUCUCCAGGUUUUCAGAGCUGGAUGCAGAGCUGAAUGUUUUGCUGUAAUAGAGGCAGAGUGAUGGGAGAAGUUAAGUGUUAAGUGUAGAGGAAUGUAAACCUCUGCACCUAAACUAGACCUGACCUCCAAAAAUUUACACUGUGUGUGUGUGUGUGUGUGUGUAUGCACCACAAAGUCACAAAAGUCAGAAAUAUCUGUGUCUGUUUUGUGUUAUUAUCAAGAUGAUGAAAACAGACAGUCAUUUCCAUUACAUGCUGAAUGAUUCUGUUUUUGGACAUUUGAUUUCCAAGCAGUCUUUGCUACCAGACUGGAGAAAAUUCAACUUGUUAAGCUUCAGAGUUGAUCCUGCAGCCAUUAAGACCUCCACUUGCAUAAAUCCUUUCUUAUGCUUUAUUAAUUUCUUUACAAGACCCAAUACUAAUCCGACAGGAGACAGUUCUAAUAACAAAAAAUCAUAAUUGUACGCUAUAUGACCUAAAGGUUUGUGGACACCAGACUGUCUGACCUAAAUUAUAGUUUCAUACAAUGAGCUCCAAUCUUCUGAGAAGUCUUUCCACUAGAUGUUGGAGCGUGACUGUGGGGAUUUGUGUUCAUUCAGCUACAAGAGCAUUAGUGAGAUCAGGCGCUGAUGUUGGGUAAGGAGUCUCCAGUUCCAGUAAACCUCAGAGGUGUUCAGUGGGGUUGAGGUCAGGGCUCUGUGCAGGACACUCGAGUUCUUCCACUCCAACCUUCACACACCAUGUCUUCAUGGAGCUCGCUUUGUGCACAGGAGCAUUGUCAUGCUGGAACAGGUUUGAGCCUCUUAAUUCGAGGGGAAACUGUAAAGCUACAGCACACAGAGACGUUCUAUACAAUUGUGUCCUACAGACUUAUGGGUGUAAUGGAGAGGGGUGCACAUACUUUUGGUUAUAAAGUGUAUCUCUGGCAUGCUCUGUGAUUAUUUUCGUUUUUAGCAGUCUGUAUUAAAUUUCUUACCAACACAAAUGGGGUGAAGAUUAACAUUCCUGUUGUUUAUGCUAUAUAACGUGCGUAUUCUCUGCUUGUCACUAGGGGGCAGUAGAGAUCAGAGUUCUGCUCCUAUGAAAACAUGGCGGACAUGUCAACCGGACAUAGGCGACUAACUAGAGGCACGUGCGUAUUAAUGCCCUGGUGAUUAAUAGUAAACAGUUUUUCACUGUGCUGAGGAUUAGGACUCGUUAGGCGGGUGUGAGUGGCUUGUUUUAGUUAAACGUGUAAGUUGGAGUGUGUUGAGUCGUGAUCAGUGUGAGGCGGAUUCGAACCGGUGGAGAGGAGCUGCUGGGGCUGGAGCUGGAGCUGUAGCGUGGACCAACACGGUGCUGAUGUGCUGCUCUGACAGCUGUGCUGUGAAACCUCGUUAAUGGGGGUUCCCUGCAAAAACGACACAGAGGAUCCGAAUAAACAGAAUAACCACAUGGACAGUGGAACCGAUGGUGAUUUGAAUGGAGAUACACUAGGGGCCAAAGUGCUUCAAGACUCUAAUAUUAAAAGUAACACACUUGAAGAGAUGUAUGAAGGACAGACAGGAGCCAGCUCUCAGGGUCCCUCUGAUACUGAACAAGAGGUUUUACCACCACGCACCAAAUCAAAUAAAAGGGGACGUCCAAGAAAGACACUAAAAAACACCCAAGACACGGGUCCAGCAAAAACGAAGUCUGUCGCCAGUGAAGCUGCUGUUAAUCACGACAGCCCUGCCUUUCCAGAAAGCUCCGAGAUGACUCCAAGUGGACGCCCAAAGAGAAAAGCUGCCAAAGUUGCUCUGGAGUACCUUCAGAAUAUUAGCAAAGACCUUGAAAAGUCUGAAAAAUCCACAAAGAGUGAGCAAAACGGACUGGACCGGUCGAGCAGUCCCUCUCCGAGGAAACCCUCAGGAAGAGGAAGAGGGAGAGGGCAGAAAAGGAAAGCUCCGGACUACGACAGCGAUCAGAACGACGAUGCCGACUUUGACCCGGGGAACCACGGAGAGGUGGAAAGUGAGGAGGAUGAGGAUGAAGACUAUGAAGAUUCAGUGUCAUGUAAACAACCGUAUAAAAGGAUGCCGUAUAACCACAAGGUGGUUGGAAAUAAUGGGCUUUCCAGCUGUGCCAUGCAACCUGUUUGGGCAUCCUUCAGAAACAACAAAGAAUUCCGUGAUAAGCAUUCCUCCCCGUGGGUGUUUCCUGAGUGGAUUCCUUCAGUCAGUGACUGGCACAUAUUAUCGUCCAGGGAGGCAGAAAAAUAUUUACCCCAGGAGAAGGAGUCGAUGAAUUUUACGUUAUGCCGCGAGGGAAUCAAGGGACAGGAUACACUGCAGAGGGUGAAAAGGUUUGAAUCCAUGACACCGAAUGCAGAAAGGUGGGACUCUCUGUUCUUCGUUGGAGGCCCCGUCUGGGCCAUGGAGUGGUGUCCUAUCCCUGAAGGUGCUGCACAUACGCAAUAUGCUGCCCUUUACUGUAACGGAAAUAUGGAUGACCGACACAAGAUGAACAAACUUCACACAGAACAUGCUCUCCUCCAGCUGUGGGAUCUGGGCAAGCUACAGAUGAGUAGACCUUUGUCAUCCCCGCGCUUAGCCUACGCCCUGGCGGUGGAUGAUGGUUGCAUCUGGAGCUUGAAGUGGUGUCCUGCAGGAGCCUGGGAGCUUCCUACCACCGUCAGAAAGGCCCCACACGUGCCUCGACUGGGACUCGUAGCCGCAGCCUUUUCUAAUGGAAAUAUUGCUGUUUACAGUCUGCCACACCCAGAGCAUCUACCAGCCCAAAAUCAAGCUACAGGAGAAAGCAGCCAGGAACCGCAGAUAUACAGGGUGCAGCGCAUCAUGACUGUGAAGGUUGGCUCGAGCCAGGCAGAUCACGACGGCCGAAGUGGACUGUGUUUCGCUCUCGACUGGCUCCCAGUUAAACCACACAACAUCCUGGCUGCAGGCUUCUGUGAUGGUAUGGUGUCUUUAUGGGAUCUGAGCACUAAGUCUCCCUUGCUUAGAGUUAGAUCUCCGGACAGAUGUCUCUCUCUCUACCCCUAUCACUGCUUCUUGGCUCAUGACAACACCAUUCGCCGCCUCAGCUGGUGCAGGGCCUCGAGUGAGUUGAUGGUGACAGUAGGGGAUGAUCGCAUGGUUAAACUGUGGAACUUGACUAAGACCUGCACUCCUCUUCAGGCAAUAAAGCGCUUCCUGCCCACUGAUGUGUCCUGGCCUGUCUUUUGGCCAGGAGUUUUUCUCACCCAGGAGUCGUGCUAUGCCACGCUUGGGCAACAAGGACUUCACUACCUUGAUUCAGGUUACUUCGGUAUUAAGCCUUUUUUCGUUUGUACAAGGAAAGCUACUGUAUGGAGCUUCUCUGUGUCCGACUGGAUGAACUGCUGUGUCAUCGGGGACAACAUUGGAGAGUUUGUUUGCUCUGUGCUGUGUGACCCAAACUGCAACUACAGCAACAGCAAGAGACAUCGAUUUCCGGUGUACAGGACAGAGCUGGUGCAGUUUGAGCCUGGGCAGAGAUUUGAGGAAGCUCAGCUCAAGGAGGAAAAGGAGGAAGAGCGUGACUCUAUCCAGCAGGAACCUCAGACCUACAGAGAGGCUGUGAGAAAAUACUACCUCCGCUUCCACGACAUGGACCUUAGGUCUUUUAUAAAAUAUCAGCAGAAGCCUAUACUGAAGCAGCUGCACGCCUCAGAGACUAAAGGCCUGCUUUUUGUGGAUCAGAUGCCUCUGAAUGCUCUCUACAAGGUGUGUUUCAACCCAAACAUGGACGCUCACAGCUGGGUGCUGUCAGCUGGCCAGUCGGGGCUCGUGCGUGUUCACUGUGUUAGUGGCCUGGAUGGUCCUGUAAUGCACAAACUCAUUCGCGAGGCCCAAGCACAGUUUAGCACCAUGUUCUGCUCUCAGGAAAAUGACACAUCUGCUACCGCCGUCCACCAGUGCACGGCAGAGACCGUGCAAGUGCCCUAGAUGCUCUAAAAUAAGCCAUGUAAACACACUUGAUCAACCAAUAUAGGCUUUAUGGUGUGGUUCAUUAAUCUCAAGUCCAAUCCUUUGUUUUUACUCUUCUAUGACUUCACGUAGACUAUCAGAUUUUUUAAAAAGAAUCCUAACUUAUUUUGGGGACUGGAAAAGAUAGUGCUAUUUUGGUACAGUUUGUGAAAGCUUGUAGGUUUUAUAUUUUGUGCACUUUGUUUUUAUUCAUUGCUGUGUUGUACAGUUAUACAGAAAAGGAGUUGUGUCAUGACAUCAACAGCACUUUUGAGCUGCUACAGAUUUUUUCUAAAAAUGAAGACUUUCUAGGUUUGGUUUUAUUUAUAUGCAGAUGUAUUAAGCAUUUUGUAUAAUGUGUUUGUGUCCUAAUUAAACAAGUCACCAGUAUAUUUUGAU